CACGUCAGCCGGGAAUGGGAUUCGACUGCUGCUGAUAAUGCUGACGACACUUACCAAAACGUGAAAAGACGUUUUAAGUUGAAAGGAGUAUUUCUUGCCUGGUGCCGGAAGUUGAUAUUUACCAAAGUUCCAGUCGGCAGCGUCUUGGUUACCAAGCAGGAGCGUUUAAACAACACAAAACCACGCAGUUAGUUUGACAAACCAGUUCAAGCAUGGCUCAUUACAAGGCUCCAGACCACAAGAGAGAGCAGUUUCGGAGAUAUUUGGAGAAAGCGGGUGUUGUUGAUAGUCUCACAAGUGUUCUAGUGGCGCUGUAUGAACAACCAGAGAAGCCCAACAAUGCCUUGGAAUUCGUCAAGCAGCACCUGGGCACGCCAGGCCUCAACGCCGCCGACACCGAGGCUCUGCAGGAAGAAGUGAUGGACCUGAGGCAGAGGUGUGCACGGCUGGAGGAGGAGAACCAAGACCUCAAAGCCCGGCUGGAGCCCCUCGAGCCGCCUGAGGAAGAAGCCCCCCCUGCUGAAUAGACUCCAGUAGAACUUCAGGGUACUUUGUAUACUUGACCCUGAACGGUUUUGUUUGGUGCCUCUACUUGUUUCUAGUAUUUAACUUAUCAUGCACAUAUAAGUAUCCACAUAUAUAUAUAUACAGUUAAUAUUUGUUAAUUAGCAUAGCAUAAGAGUGCUUUUCUUGUGUGAUUGGACAAGUCACUAACACUUGGGGGGGAUUUAGGAGGUGGAGGACCCCAAGUACACUGCCCGUACUCUCGGACAAUCACGGAUAGGAAUGUCACUGUAUUUGAGAUGAUUGUCAGAAGUAUUUACUUUGAGGAAGUAAGACUACUUCAAAAUAAUUGUAUGUUGCCAUAUUUUGAAUUAGAACUGAACCAGAAGACUCUUAUGUUCACUUAUUUCAAUGUUCAGUUUUUGUGACUUUGUUAUGAUUAAAACACAUUUUGCACGCAA
Messenger RNA from Nerophis lumbriciformis (worm pipefish), 965 nucleotides. RefSeq names its product MYC binding protein (gene mycbp). NCBI's taxonomy places the organism in Eukaryota, Metazoa, Chordata, Actinopteri, Syngnathiformes, Syngnathidae. Gene Ontology annotation, cellular component: nucleus. Gene Ontology annotation, biological process: regulation of DNA-templated transcription. Gene Ontology annotation, molecular function: transcription coactivator activity. The record is from RefSeq and is a predicted model, not a curated record.